Durio zibethinus is the source of this 1069-nucleotide messenger RNA. The record is from RefSeq and is a predicted model, not a curated record. NCBI's taxonomy places the organism in Eukaryota, Viridiplantae, Streptophyta, Magnoliopsida, Malvales, Malvaceae.
ACCAGAGAUUCCAUUGAAAUCAUGCUUGUCAACCAAAAGAAAAAAGUUUCCUUCUUUCGUACGGAUUUCUGUUCAAAAUUCAGCUGGUUCUUGCUUUGACCAAGAGAGAUAUGUUUGAGUUGUGAGCCAAUAUUUGUUUGAAAAACCUUGGCAUGAUCCAAUAUUAUCUUCAAUCAUAAUCCAAUCUUUGAAUCGUUUCCUAUUGCAAUAUUUACAAGCUAACUUUGAAUUGUUUCCUAUUGCAAUAUUUACAAGCUAAGGCCUUGAACUGUUCAAAAUAAGCUUGGUAUAAUCAAAUUCAUACAAAAUGUUACAAAUAGUGGCAGAAACCACAUAUAUCUUAGAACAAUAGAUUGAAUUUUCACCAAUAUUCAUCCUAAUCUUUAUCAGGGCUGAUGUGGAAAACAACAAAUAACUUACCCAAAAAAGUUCAAACUUUCAAGCAUAAGCCAGCUGUAUGCAAUAAAGGUCAAUAAUGACCAACAGGCUGACCCACUCCUCAUCUAUAAAUACCCAUCUUCACUAAUUGCCAUAACACAGUCACAAACAAGCCAAAGCAGGAAAUUAAUUGAGAUAGUGCAGUAGAGUGAAAGGAACAAAAAGAUGGCUUCAGAUGAAUGCAAAGGGAAAAGUUCGUGGCCGGAGCUUGUGGGGAAGAAAGGGGAGGAUGCAGCAGCAACAAUUGAGAAGGAGAAUCCUCAUGUCAAUGCUAAGAUAGUGUUGGAAGGAACAAUAGUCACUGAGGAUUUCUGGUGCGCUAGGGUUCGAGUUUGGGUUAACACUUAUGGGAUCGUUACUAGGGUUCCGAUCAUUGGUUAAAUAGAAAAGGGCUUAAUCAUGCUUGACUAGCAAGUUACUUGCUUUUAUUCUUCAAUAAUGUUGUGUAAAAUGUUAAUAUAGGGAUCUAUAUGUUGCAAUUUAAAAUAAAAAUAAUGGCCCAAGUUAUGGUUAUAUAUAUAGAUCUCAUGGUCUCUAUGUAAAUGUGUAAUUUGUUUCAACUUUGGAAUAAGAUGUUAAACAAUUUCAAUUAGAGCUUACCUUUUUCAUAUUUUUGUCCUUAUCUUGAAUU